AUGAUAACUCUGAGUGAAUUUGACUUUUUCAGGGAGCUUCCCUUUUCCAUCGUUCUAGGUUUAACAGGAAUGUUUGGUACUCAGCUACUGUACCUCCUCUGUAUUUACUACACUAACGCAAACAUAGCGUCCAUAUCGCAACCUGCAAUCCCCGUGUGGACAGCAUUACUUGCAAUAAUUGUGCGCAUUGAGCCGUUUCCAGACUUCCGUACUUUGCUCGGCUGAGCCAAGUCCAUGGGGAUUCUCUUCAGUAGCUGCAACUGGGGCUGUGGCCAUAUCAAUGGGAAAAGCAUUUGACCAAGCAUUGGACCCAAAUAGAUCAACCUCUUCUGGUAGCGUUCAUCUCAUAUAUUUCCCCUAGGAAGUACUUUAUCCAUGGCGGUGUACGUGCUCCUUCAGAAAAAGUUUACCUUUGACAAAGAGGACUCUUGUUGGAAAACAAAACCUAUGGCAGUCACUGCGUGGAGUUAUCUGCUCGGCGCGAUGUUUUUUACCAUCGCAUCGCUUUGCUACAUCAACAAGCCAGAAAAGUUCACGGAUUUUGCUCAACAUGCUAAAGAGGAGGUCUACCCAAUUCUGUACGGUAUAGUAAUUACCUCUGGCUUGUGUUUUCUUUUGAUUUCCUAGUGUAACAUGCAGAUAUCUGCGUCACUUGUGAAAGCCACAUGGCCUCUUCAAGUUUUAUUCUGCACCAUUUUGUCCUACUUGGUAUUAGGCGAAGUGCUGAAGACUCUAGAAUACAUUGGGGGUGUGACCAUCGUUGUUGGACUCUUCAUGGCAAUCGGGUCAAAUUUUAUGCGAGAAAAAAGCAGAAAACAAGAGAAGGAAGACUCACAUAAUUCUGUCGACUGUUUAAAUUUGUGUCGGUCAGAUGAUUUUGUGGCAAAAUGCUAA
Messenger RNA from Stylophora pistillata, 894 nucleotides. RefSeq lists its product as uncharacterized. NCBI's taxonomy places the organism in Eukaryota, Metazoa, Cnidaria, Anthozoa, Scleractinia, Pocilloporidae. The record is from RefSeq and is a predicted model, not a curated record.